UCUUGCAUAACCAAAUGCCAUUUUCUUUGCCAAAAAGCAUACUGGUAUUUGUGCAGAAAUAUUGUACACUCAGUGGCCUGUUUAUCAGGUACACCCACAUACCAGGCCAGACCACUUUGCCUCUAGAACAACCUGAAUUAAUCAGGACAUGGAUUCCACAAGCUGAUGGAAACGUUUCAUAGGUAUGAUGUUCCAUGUUGGUAUCACGCAGUUGGAGCCGAUUGGACAGCGGUUCAUUCAUGCUUGAGUAAAGCCAUUUUCCUCUCAUUACAUGGGUUUAUGUCUGGGGACUGCAUGGGCCACCGACCAUCACUAGUUUCCUCACAUUGUCGGAUCUGGGAUCGCAGUUGAAACUGGGUGUCCACCGAUAACCCAACCGUGUCGAGGAACGAUGAGUUGUGAUCAGUUCUGUAUACCAAUGUUGUACUGCGCACGCCUGCACGUUUCUUGGAAUUUUUCGAGUUAUUAUGGCACAUAUGACUACCAUUCUUGUUUAAGUCUGGAUAUUGCCCUAAAAUACAGCUGCGAAUGCGUGCUGAGACACUGGAACCUGCGCACCUGGCACCAAUACCACGCUCAAAGUCGUUCUACUGAAUGGUAUCUGACAGUUUCUGCCGGAUUGAUAUAGCACGCGACGGCUAUGUGACUUACUUUCGAUAGUAGUACUGUGAACGGGUUGGCGUACUUCCACUAUGAGUUUUUCACAAUAAUACCCAAAUAACUCAAGAACAAAUAGUUGUGGCAUGUUUCCAAAAAAGAAGUGCCUCGUGUUUUCUGAUGUUUACGGUAAAGGGGCAUUGCUUGUCACGUGAUCAUCGAGAGCAUCUUUUUGGUCCAUUUUGGAUGAUACCGAGAGCCCUUGUAGCUAGAGGCGACACCCGAAAAUGACAAAAUUGCAGUUUUUAAACGUCUUUCUGACCGAGCGACUAAUGCUCGCUGCCCAGGAGAUCUAUAAAUCUGUCGAAGACACGAUUUUGGAAUACCAGGAAGAGAUUGCACUCAGGGAAAGGGAGAACGACCAUCUGAGGCGCAGGCUCCGAGACGCUGGGAUUGAAAUAUGGCCAGACCGUCAGUCCAUAGCACUAUUGGAGGAGGAGGAUGGCGAGCAUCCCCGUCGGGAGUGGAGCCCCAGCAUGGGCCAUGAGGAGCGCGUCCCCAUCCUAAUCAAGGAGAAACGGGAGCUCCGGUCAAGCCAAGGGGAAGAGCAGCUCCGCGGCCACGGCUCAUGCAGCACCCCGGAGUCCAUGUUCACCCCUCCCCGCGUCAGCAACGAAUACCCGCAGGACCCUCCCCACUCUUCUAACCUGCCUCAGAACCCGUCUGUGGAGAACCGAGAGAGAGAGCCUGGUCCCAGAAGCUCCUCGAGGCACGUCAAGUCAGAAGGGUCCCACAGAGGCUCAUCGUCAUCUUCGUCCAACAGCGGUCCUCAGCCCCUCGCCACGGUUAACCCCAACUGUUCCAAUGAGAACAACAUUGACAUCAUCGGGGUGGAAAACGGAGGACAGAUGAUGGGGUCUGGGUCUAAAGGGCGAGCCAGUGGAAGCAGAGGCCAGAGCUCCCAUUUAGGCAACCAGGGUGCUAACGCAGCAGUGGUGGCGGAGUGCGGGAAAUCCCCUCUCCAGGUACACGCAUCAUCGUUCUGCUGCAAGGUGUGCGGGGAGGCGUUCAGUCACGUCGGACACCUGCACGUCCACGUCCAGGUGCACACCCGAGAGAAGCCCUAUCGUUGCGGGGUGUGCGGGAAGUGCUGCAGCUCCUCAGGCAGGCUCCAGGAGCAUGCCCGGAGUCACACGGGCGAGAAGCCCUACCGCUGCCAGAUGUGCGGGAAGGGCUUCACCCAGAUGGCCCACCUAAAGGUCCACAUGAGGAUCCACACAGGAGAGAAGCCGUACAGCUGCCCGGUGUGCGGCAAGUGCUUCAGUCGCUCUGACAAAAUUAAACGGCACCUCCAGACCCACAGCCGUGAGGGCACCUACUUCUCAGGGCAGUGAAAUGAGGGAGACUGCACCCGCGUGGUGAUUGUUGUUUGUUGAUGAUUGACUCAGUGUGUGAAUGAAUUACUGGGACACUAUGGGACUUUAUAAAGCUAAAAUGGCUGCCACUAUGAUGAGGCAAAUUUUAAAUUUUUCUCUCUUUCAAAGAGGUAGGGAUUCCACAACUUUCUUAAGAGAAUGUUUUAUUUCCUAAGUAACACGUCUCCAUGCCAUUGUCUCUCUUGCAAUAGGAUUGGUAUUGCAUUUAUAGUCAAUUUACUGUGUCCAUUAACUCCCCUUUUUGUACUACUGUCACUGAAUGAAAUAAUAGGGAGUCUUUAAAAACACCAAAUUCGAUGGCGUUAGUAGGUAGUCUUUGAGUUCUUUAGCUUUUCUUUUAGUAAAAAACUUGAUAGCAUGAUUAUAAUGAAGUCUUCCACUAUGGGCCUUGAAACGGAGAUGCAUUCAGGAUUGCAACAAUGAGCAUCAUUCCAUAACUGGUGGUUUUGCCCCAGACAAUUUGCACAGGGCCAAUACACACCAAUUGUACUUUUCUGAAAGCAAUGGUUGUUUUAACAUUAUUUCGUUUUUGAGUUAUAUAUUUUUUUGAUAUCCGGAAAUCUUAUUUCCUCAGUCACCUAGCAGAAUUCUUAAAACAUCUGUUUUUGUUACAGUUUCUUUUUAACACUGGUUAACUGUAAGGGCAUUGACUGAACAGUUGUCCAUUCCAUGCAUUUCCAAAUAUGGGUAUAAGUACGCAUAGCCAUUGUUAGUGAGGUUGAAAUUUUAUGUUACCAAUAUAAUACAGAAGGCAGGGCUAUGUUUAUGUACGUUUAGCCACCUCAAGACUCCCAGAUACAAUGUUAAGGAUUUCUCUCACUCCUGUUAAUGUUAAGAAAAUGUAUACUGCCACCUGAAUUUCAUUUGACUCGCAGUUGAUUUUUAAAAUAAUAAACAAUACAAUAACAUGCUAUAAUCACAGGAUUUUAUAAUAUCAUGCUUUUCAGAGGAAUAUCAUAGUCUUGUUCUUCAAGAGAAAUGUUAGUCCUGAAAAUUAUAAUGAUUGAAAUGAGGGAAAUUCUGUAUAUGACCACUAUCUACAGCCUACCUCUACUUGCGGGUAGGGUUUGUGUGUCAUCACUAUGACCAGUAUUUGAUGGACACCGUGCAGGGCCAUACAGUUCUGCUCUGGGUCUUUCUGUGCAGCUUGUUCUUUAGGCUUAGUCCUGAGCUAGGUGCCACACAUUUAUUCCACAUAGCGAAGGUUUCACAUUGAGGGCCAGUUAACGGAAAAUGUAAUCCUUUAUUUUAUUUUUGUAAUUUUUUUUUUACAACUCCAAUCAAGUCACUUCCUGGAAUAAGAAGCACUUUAGAUAGUGCUCGAAAUUGAGGUCUGCACUUAUCACAGAAAUGUGUCUGGACUUAACCUGUAGAACUGUAUGUGUGUGUGUGUAUAUAUAUAUAUAUAUAUACACACAGUACCAGUCAAAAGUUUGGAUAGGUAGGACACCUACUCAAUCAAGGGUAUUUCUAUUUUUUUCCUAUUUUACAUGUUGUAAAAUAAUAAAAAAGACAAAAACUAUGAAAUUACAGAUAGGGAAUCAUGUAGUUACCCAAAGGUGAUAAACAUAAAAAUACAUUUCACCUAGUAAAUUCUAUAAAGUUCCCACCUUUUGCCAUGAUGACAGCUUUUCUCAAACAGUUUCAUGAGGUGGUCACCUGAAUGCAUUUUAAUUAACAUGGGUCUUGAUAAAAGUUAAUCUUUCAAUCCUAAUGCAGUAGUGUGGGUGUACAGAAGACCAUCAUUAUGUCUGUACUGUUGUAGUCCAUAUUAUGACAAGAACAGCUGAAGUACGCAAAGAGAAACGACAGUCCAUGAUUACUUUAAUUUUAAGGUUAGUUGAUCUGUAAAAUUUCUAUUAGUUUUAAAGUUUCUUCAAGUGCAGUAGUAUUAACCAUCAUGCCCUAUGAUGAAACUGGCUCUGAUUAGGACUGCCACAGGAAAAGAAGACCUAAAGUAAUGUCUGCUUCAGAUGAUCAAUUCAUUAGAGUUACCAGCCUCAGAAGUCUGCAAAUGACUGCACCUCAGAUUGCAGGCCAAAUGAAUGCUUCAAAGAUUUAAAGUAACAGACACAUCUCAACAUCAGCUGUUCAGAGGGGACUGUAAAUCAGGCCUUUAUGGUGGAAUUACUACAAAAGAGACCACUACUGAAGGACACCAUUAAGAACCGACUUGCUUUGGCCAAGACAUGAGAAAUGGACGUUAGACUGGUGAAGAACUUCGGUCUGAUGAGUCCAAAGUUUCUGGUUUCAGCCGCCUUGUCUUUGUGCAAAGCAGAUCUCUGCAUGUGUGGUUCCACUUUGAGGAAGAUGUGUGACAAUGUAGGGAUCCUAUGCUGGUGACACUGAUUUAUUUAGGGCACAUAGCACACAACCAUGAUGGUGAAAUGCAUUUUGAGUUGUUUAACACUUAUUUGUUUAACAAUGUGUUAUUUCACGGUUUUGAUUUCUUCAAUGUUAUUCUACAAUAUGGUAAAUAGUAAAGCUGAAGAAACACCCUUAAAUGAGUAGAUGUGUCUUAACGUUUGAGUGGUACUGUAUAUAUCAGCUAGCAUGAGCAGUGCCCAUCUGAGAUUGACACUCAUGAAUAAACAGUGGGCUCAUGGCCUGGAGCAGAAACAAACCUUUGCCCUGAUCUACUAGGCAAGUGUCUUGGGCAAUAAUGACUGAGGGUUUGUUACUGGACAGGGCCAUUAUCUCCUCUCAGGACUGAGGGUUCUACAGUAGGCUCUCUAACUUGACCAGCAUCCCUCCCCUUCCUUUUUCUCUCUCUUCCCUACACAAUCUAUUCUGGGACUCUGCUGCUCCCACACACAUUACUGUGCAGUGUUGUAUCAUUGUGUACUAAAUGUUAUUUUUUAAUAAAGUAGUAAUUGAGUA
Esox lucius (northern pike) is the source of this 4913-nucleotide messenger RNA. RefSeq names its product zinc finger protein OZF. The record is from RefSeq and is a predicted model, not a curated record. The transcript is spliced from 2 exons. Gene Ontology annotation, biological process: regulation of transcription by RNA polymerase II. Bases 885 to 1991 code for a protein of 368 amino acids. Gene Ontology annotation, molecular function: DNA-binding transcription factor activity; RNA polymerase II cis-regulatory region sequence-specific DNA binding. Lineage: Eukaryota; Metazoa; Chordata; Actinopteri; Esociformes; Esocidae.